Pseudogymnoascus destructans is the source of this 792-nucleotide messenger RNA. RefSeq lists its product as uncharacterized. The coding region runs from base 1 to 792 and encodes 263 amino acids. The transcript is spliced from 5 exons. NCBI's taxonomy places the organism in Eukaryota, Fungi, Ascomycota, Leotiomycetes, Thelebolales, Thelebolaceae. The record is from RefSeq and is a predicted model, not a curated record.
AUGGCCAUAGUCACUUCACCCACUUUACCCACUUCACCCACGCCAGCCCUACCGCGUCCGCAAGCGCCCUCACUUCUUCAGGUCAGCAGCCCCGCUCCCUUUUUCCCUCCCCCCAAUCCACGGCCGUUGAUCCUCACCGCCUCGACGGCAAAGGUGACUCGCAUUGACGCACCGCCCGUGGUGCAUAAUGCGUGUAUGGCUGCUGGUGACAUCGUGGCCGGGGAGUGCGGUUCCGGCUGGCUUGGAUACGAAACGUGGGAAGGCAUACUGAGGACCCGAGAGAGUUCCAGCUUCGGCCAGAUUAGGCGGCGCUACAAGCCCCGGGAGCGCAAAUCUGAAGAUGGUGGUGUCAUUCUCGAGUUUGAUUUGAAGCCGUCGGAUCCGGAUUUCCCGUUUGAGAUGACCGCACUGGCGUCCUUACUUGCGGAGGAAGCUCAAGCCAAGAGAAACUCGGAAACGAGGCAGCUUAAGGCAAGACUGGGGCGAUUGCCCCUUUACAAGAAGUCUGGAGAUGGAAUUGCCUAUACUCUGCUGGUUGAGCCACGCAAACCAGGCGAACUCCCAGUACCUCUUCGGUCCAUCAAGACGAUAGUCUUGUUCGUGCCGCUUCUGUAUCCAUUGCAGAAUUGUCGCAUUACGUUGGAAGGCGUGAAGCCUGAAGAUGCAAAGGCAACAGAGGCAGAGGAGCGUGCAAAGAAAGAGAAGGAUACGACACUGAUGGGCCAUGUUAAUUUCAUGGCUCAAAAUAUGCAUGUUCUGGCUAAGACACCACCGUUGCGAAGUCCCAUUUAA